GGAAGACCGAUUAGCUGUGAAGUCACUUUGGCCGGUGAAUGAAGGCGUGACUUCUAUCCCCUACAAGAUCAACGAUGAUCUGGUGGACAGAAAGGAAACUAUGCUAGCAGCGUUCAAGAUGAUUUAGAUCGGACGUGUAUCCGCUUCCACGAAUACACCAAUGAGAUUAACUACAGAGUUCAUUUCUGGGACAGGCUGUGCGUCAUAUGUAGGUUUUCAGGGCGGGGCCCAGCAUCUGUACUUCGGUAGCGCCUGUAACGUGGGGAACCUGUGUCAUGAGCUGAUGCAUGCCCUGGGCCUGCACCACGAACACACACGGCCGGACCGUGACCAAUACGUCACCAUACAGUGGGACAACGUGGUCACAGGAAAAGAAAAUAACUUCAUGGUGAAGGAAGGAGACACUCAGGACCUGCCCUAUGACUACGACUCCAUAAUGCACUACGGAAAAAAUUACUUCUCAUCAAACCAGAACCCCACCAUUGACUCCAAGAAGAGGGGAGUCCAGCUUGGACAGAGAAAUCACCUGAGCCCCCUGGACAUAACACGCCUUAACAAACUCUACCAAUGUGAAUAACAAUGCACAGUUUAGCACUUAUAACACCAUCGAUGAAGAUUCCAAUACCACUGCUGUCGACUGAAGAUUCCAACACAAAAGGCACUGAUAUCUAACUUCUCUUCACGACAAUGAAUUGGAGUUGGACAAGUCCCUUAAAGCUUUCUGAUUAUGUAUUCUACGUGUCUCUGUUUGCAUGCAGUAGUUUGCUCUUGCUGCCAUGAAUUAGGCCUAUACCACUGCACUUGUCUUGGAAAUAAAUACA
Coregonus clupeaformis (lake whitefish) is the source of this 821-nucleotide messenger RNA. RefSeq names its product zinc metalloproteinase nas-6-like. The record is from RefSeq and is a predicted model, not a curated record. NCBI's taxonomy places the organism in Eukaryota, Metazoa, Chordata, Actinopteri, Salmoniformes, Salmonidae. Gene Ontology annotation, biological process: proteolysis. The transcript is spliced from 6 exons. The coding region runs from base 161 to 577 and encodes 138 amino acids. Gene Ontology annotation, molecular function: zinc ion binding; metalloendopeptidase activity.